Molecule: messenger RNA, 706 nt
Organism: Myotis myotis
Lineage: Eukaryota; Metazoa; Chordata; Mammalia; Chiroptera; Vespertilionidae
Product: putative E3 ubiquitin-protein ligase UNKL
Exons: 1
Coding region: 1-696 (231 amino acids)
Source: RefSeq, a predicted model, not a curated record
AUGACGCCCCCCCAGCAGCUGCCACCCCUCAAGUCGGACCCCAGGGUGCUGGGCUCCUCGGCUUCGUCCUACAACUCCCUAGGUUUGAAUGGCGUCCCUGGGAGCAUCUGGGACUUUGUUUCCGGCAGCUUCUCUCCCAGCCCGUGCCCCAUUCUGAAUGCCGGCCCCACAUCCACUGCAAGUGCAAGUCCAAAUGGCGCCGAACUGGCACAGGUCAGGCGGCAGCUGAACGAGGCCAAGAGGAAGAUCAGGCAGUGGGAGGAGUCCUGGCAGCAAGUGAAGCAGGCCUGUGACGCCUGGCAGCGGGAGGCCAAGGAGGCGAAGGAGCGGGCACUGGCAGCGGACAGUGCCCGGCAGCUGGCACUGCAGAAGAAGGAGGAAGUGGAGGCCCAGUUCAGGCAGCUGCAGGAGGAGCUGGAAGGCCAGGGCAUGUCCACACUCCCGGGGCUGCAGGGCUGCAGCGACAUCGGUACCAUAUCACUGCCCAAGCUACAGUCGCUGCAGAGUCAGCUACUCCUGGAUCUGGAGGCGGUGGACGGGGUGAUCUUCCAGCUCAGAGCGAAGCAGUGCGUGGUGUGCCGAGAGCCGGCCCGCGGCGCCGUCCUGCAGCCCUGCCAGCGCCGUGUGCUCUGCGAGCCCUGUGUGGCCAGUGCGCCUGAGUGCCCCUACUGCGAGGGCCAGCCCCUCCAGUGGUGACAGCAGCCAU